AUGACUCUUACCGAGGAAACUCGCUUUGAUCUCUUGCCAACUUUUGGCCUCAAUGCACUUGCAGCAUUAGCGACUGUCCUCGGCGGAUGUGUCAUCUUCAGCAACAAGCUCUUACAACUAGCUAGUCCAAUGUCCAUGGCUGUAUUGCUCAGCGUCUCGGGAGGCAUCACGCUGUUCCAAGCGCUCGUUGUGUUAUUCGCAAACUCCCUCAAGGAAUUGAACAGCGUCUUCAGUCGCGACGACACUCAGCACACUGCAAACAAAAGAGAGAACGACAGCGAAGACGAUCUAGGUACUGCUUGGCUUGUCACUACGGCGUGCUUUGGAGGAGGCAUCUUUAUCAGUUACCUCGUCGAUCUAGUCGUGCACAAGCUCACGCCGGGUCAAAACGUGAAUGGCACAGCACGAUUGCAAUCAGAUCGUCUAUCGAACGAAGAAGGUCGCGUUGAUGUCAAGCCACCGGUCGAGUUUAUGCAGAGCCAACAAGGCAGUGACGUGUUUAUCAAAAUGGACGAAGCAGCCAAGGAAAAGCUGCAGCGUAUGGGCGUGCUCAGCGCCCUUGCUGUGGGUAUUCACAACAUCCCAGAAGGAAUGGCAACGUUCGUGGCCUCCACAGCGCACGCUUGGCUCGGUUUGUCGCUAGCAAUUGGCGUUGCACUGCAUAAUAUCGCUGAGGGCAUUGCUGUUGCAACUCCAAUCUACUUUGCAACGAGCAGCUCGUGUCGUGCUUUGCUCUGGUGCUUUUUACCCGCUCUCGCACAGCAUCUCGGCGGGCUUAUUGCCUUUGCCUCCAUGGGUAAACAUGCCGAUAAUUGGACACGUGGAGUUCUCUAUGGGCUAUGUGCUGGCAUGCUUGCUGGCAUUAGCUUAAAAGAGAUCAUCCCGACUGCCUACAUGUACGCCAACGGCCGACCUCAUUUGGUUUCGGCCGGCAGUCUCGGUGGCAUGUUCCUCAUGUCUGCCGGUCUCAUCUUGUUCAAGUACAUCGGCGUGUAA
Messenger RNA from Peronospora matthiolae, 996 nucleotides. The record is from the annotation of a GenBank genome assembly. Lineage: Eukaryota; Oomycota; Peronosporomycetes; Peronosporales; Peronosporaceae.